Messenger RNA from Archocentrus centrarchus (flier cichlid), 1303 nucleotides. RefSeq names its product sulfotransferase family 5A, member 1 (gene sult5a1). Lineage: Eukaryota; Metazoa; Chordata; Actinopteri; Cichliformes; Cichlidae. The record is from RefSeq and is a predicted model, not a curated record. The coding region runs from base 1 to 861 and encodes 286 amino acids. Gene Ontology annotation, molecular function: sulfotransferase activity. The transcript is spliced from 6 exons.
AUGGCCAGGUUAGAUGUCACAGAGACGUUUCAUGGCAUUUCAUUUCCUGGACACCUGCACACUCAAGAGUCCUUGGAAUAUGCUGUCAAGUUUCCAUUUAGGGAUACGGAUAUCCUCAUCGUGUCUUACCCAAAGUCAGGCACCACAUGGAUGCAGGAAAUUGUGACUCUCAUACACACCAGAGGGGACCCAGGUUUGUCCCAGACUGUUGAAAACUGGAAACGAGCUCCCUGGCUGGAGCAUUAUUACAGCUCUGCUCUGCUGGAGGCCUCAUCUGCCACAGUUCGAGUCAUCACUACACACCUGCCUCAUCACCUGCUGAGACCCACCCUCCAGAACUCCAAAGCCAAGAUCAUCUACGUAAGCAGAAACCCCAAAGAUGUGGUCGUGUCCUUUUACCACUUCCACAAAAUGGCCAACUUCCUCCCUAAGCCUCAGUCAUUUCCAGAGUUUUUAACUCGAUUCCUGGAGAGCACAGUGCCCUUCGGCUCCUGGUUUGACCACAUCAAAGGCUGGACCAGUCAGAUUAACAGUAAUCUGCUUCACGUCACCUAUGAAGAAAUGUCACUGGACCUGCAUGGUACCAUAAAGAGAAUAAGCUCUUUCCUGCAGUGCCCCCUGGUGGAGGACGAGGUCAACAGCUGUGUGAAACACUCCAGCUUCAGCAACAUGAAGGACAGCAAGAUGAUCAACUACACUCUCGUCCCUAACGAGAUAAUGGACCACAGCAAGGGCUGCUUCAUGAGAAAAGGUAAAGUUGGAGACUGGAAAAACACGUUCACAGAGGAGGAGAAUAAACAAUUUGAAAGCGUCUUUACCUCAAAGAUGCAGAACUGCCCUUUAGAGUUUGUAUGGGAGUAGUGGGGCAAAGAGGAGACGUGAAUUAAAGAAGCCCCACAGAAGUACUGAAAAACAGACUAUGAAUGGAUUCCUUUCAGACAAUUUUUUAAAUAACUUUAUUUGUACAAUUUUGAUUUAACAUAUACAAAAAUGCGAUGAAUACAAUCAGCAUAUUUACAGAACUUAAACAGAGCAACCCCAAAUUCAGACUCUCCGAGAGAGAAUGAAACCCAAGUAGAAAGGAAGAAACCAGAAGAAACAGAAAGUUAAUGAGAUACGUAAAUGUGUAUACAUAUGUAGCUGUAAUUAAACAGAGAAAGAAAAGGGGAAGGGGCAGGAACCUCCAUAGUGCAUAGGUAUAGGUGUGGCCAACCACUAAAUUAGUCAAGACAACUAAAUCAUCUUAGAAAAGUUUCUAUAGCUUUAUGAAAUGUUUGUAUUUUUUACAAACUCAGUAAACGAA